AUGUCUGGAUAUACGCAAAGUGAAAAUUUAAACCGUGGCUCCGAGACAAUGGUUGAUCGUUAUUGCAACUCUUUAAAUAUUCUUAAAGAAAAGGUUAUGAGUCUAUUAGAACAAUAUCAUUCAAUCAUUAUGCAGAAAAUGGAAUGUGAUUUAGGAAACUUACUCUCCUACGAUGCUGAUGGAUUUCAAAGUCAUUUGGCAGAUGUCUUUUCUCAGAUGAAUGAUGUUGAAGUCCAUCUAAACAACUUGGAAGCUUGGGCUGGACUUCCUCCUGAAUGCUUCACUUCAGCUAGUUUGAACUAUGGCAUCCCAGAUCCGGAUCAAGUAUCUCAUGAAGCCCAAACCCUAGUUGAGGCUAUCCGACAUUUACAAGCUGAAUUGCGUGCUAUGACUACAAAAAGUCAAACAAACAGCGCACUCGCCACAGGGAAUGUGCCAUCAGUUCCUCCAGCUGAGAAAAGUGAUAAUAACCAGGAUCGCACUACAUCUUCAAUUCUGAAUACAGUUGCAAAACAAAGUCCUCUUCCAUUAACGGGUAUAAAAUCUGAGAUUACUCCUUAUUCUGUCCAGUCUAAUCCAUGUAUAUCACCAUCUGCUGGUGAUCCGAAUCAAGGAUAUGUAGAUACAUUGCCACAAAUACCAUCUUUUCCAUCAAAUGAAGAAGGACGUAGUUGCCAUCACACCGGCAGUAGACCAUACAAUUCCAAUACUAAUACAGCUACCCGUUCACCUAGUAUCGAUCGACGUCAACAAUCUACUAUUUCGACUGACGUUUACCGCGUGACAUCUGGACACCAUUCUUCAUUUCCCUCACCUAUCCCACCACAACAAUAUGUUUCUGGUCAAUGCAAUCAGUUCCCUCCUAGCUCUGUUGAAACCGUAUCUUCAAAUCGUAUGGCUUCUGAAACCACUUCUUCAAAAUAUCCAUCAAACAACCAAAAGCAUUGGAACAAACUUGGUGUGAAUCCUGAUCAAAAACCAGGAUGUUCUACUACUUAUUGCGAGGCUGAAACAGGAGUGAGGAGUUUAAUACGUGUGCCUAAUCAUCGGAUUGCAGGUAAGACCAGUGGGAGUUCUUCAGAGGCGUAUGUACAACCAAAACCACUCAAUAUACAAUAUAAUCCACGUAUGUAUGAUGGUGGCCUGCUUCCAAGAUUAAAUUUUACUGACAAACAAGUUGUUCUACCUGAGCAUAAACCACGAGACUUUUGGUCCCCACAUCGAGCACAUUUUGGUCAAAAUGACUACAUUGAUAUUCUAGGUGAUGGAAAAAUAAAACCACGUGAUUUUUAUACUGGACCUCCAUGGGUAUUAGGUGCACGAAAUGAAUAUCAACGUGUAUGCUCGCGACUUAACAAUCCAGCUAUCGUUGCAUGGAUGGAAGAGUUCGAACCAUCUAAAUUGACAGCUGAGUAUAAAUUGCAAAGAUACUUGUUCAAGAAAGUGAACAAGCGUAAAAAUAUCAAAUUUGAACGUUAUCGUGAUUCGCCCUAA
Messenger RNA from Schistosoma bovis, 1494 nucleotides. NCBI's taxonomy places the organism in Eukaryota, Metazoa, Platyhelminthes, Trematoda, Strigeidida, Schistosomatidae. The record is from the annotation of a GenBank genome assembly.